Molecule: messenger RNA, 2643 nt
Organism: Sparassis crispa
Lineage: Eukaryota; Fungi; Basidiomycota; Agaricomycetes; Polyporales; Sparassidaceae
Exons: 5
Coding region: 1-2643 (880 amino acids)
Molecular function (GO): protein binding
Source: RefSeq, a predicted model, not a curated record
AUGGACGAUACACGCUCCCGCCUGGCGUCCCCUUGCACCGUCUCUUUGUCCUCCCUCCGUCCCUCGCCCACGAUGGCGUCCCCGCCUGCCUCCCCACCCGCGUCGAACCCGGCCGACCUCCAGUCGCACCUCUACGCGUCGUUCCUGCACCGCAAGACCGCGGACGUCGCCCUGCGCGUCCGCGGCUCGUGGCACGCGAUCUACAGGCUGCACCGCGUCGUGCUCAUCCAGGCCGGCUUCUUCCAGUCCCUCUUCACCUCGGGCUUCCUCGAGUCCAAGUCCAAGCUCUCUCGCCGCCUCGAACCGGAUGUCAUCGACAUCGUCUUUGACGACCCCAACAUCACCCGUGCCGCUUUUCUGUUUUCCUCUCUAGCAUUCGAAGUGUGCAUAGCCCGUCUCUAUUGCGGAGGUCCGCCCCUCCACAUCGCCCCAUCCCUCAUCCCGACCCCUUCCCUGCCCUUGACGCCCUCCUUCCCUCCCUCCUCGUCCUCGCAUUCUCCAGGAGACACAACCCCAGAAGGUCACCAUCCCGCGACGCCGCGCUUCCUCCUCUCCCUCCUCGCUACCGCCGUCUUCCUCUCCAUCCCCGCCCUCGCCUCCCACGCUCUCUCCAGCGUCCUCCGCACCGUCGGCCCCACCACCGCCGUCCGCUACCUCAACUUCGCCAUCGGCUGCGGCAUCGGCCCUCCAGACUCCGAACCUUCCCGCGCUUGUGAUGGCCGCGAGCCCGCCGUGGGCCUCGACGCCGUCGCCGAGCUCGAGAUGGACGACGACGAGCAGAGCAUCGCCCCAUCUACCAACGCUGCAUCCACGCCGACCCCCGCCUCUGCCUCCGCCUCCUCCUCCGCUCUAAACCCCGAAACCGAUGCCACCGUGCAGAAGGAGGAUCCGACCACCACCUCCGACUUUGACACCGAGUCCGACUCGGGCGACACCGGCCCCGCCCCGAGCUGCUUCUACGGCGCCAUCUCCGACAAGGUCGGCGAGGCCGCCGCCUGCUGGCUCGCCCGCUGGGGCGCCGACAUCCUCGCGUACGAGCUCGACUCCGCAGGCCCCGGCGCGGACUCGGCCGCAGGCACGUUCAAGGUGCCGCCCUCCGUCCUCCGCCCGCGCGCGGGCACCGCCCCCUCGCGCAUCAGCAGCGACUUCGUCGUCGUCGAGCGCAAGAACAAGGGCAGGAUCGCCGAGGACGCGCCCCUCGUGUGGCGCCGCGGCGGCCUGAGCCCCCGCUGGGUCCGUGGCCUGCUCUCCAGCGACGCGCUCUUCGUGCGCGGCGAGCGGGAGCGGUACGACAUGGCGCGCACCGUCGUCGAGCUCCGCCGCGCCGACGGCCUCGACGAAGAGGAGGAGCGCGAGUGGGCCCAGCUGUUCGCCCAAGGGAUCUACUACGCUAACAUGUCGCUCGAUGACCUGAUGGCCAUCUCCCGCGACAUCUCGCCGCGGACGGGCCAGCCGUACGUGCCCCUCACGGUACUGCAGGCCGCGCACUGGAACCAGUCCGCCCUGCGACACCGCAUCACCGCGCGGCCCCCGCCGAGCAACGCCACUGGCGGCGGCAGCAAUAAUUCGGGUUCGCCGCCGGUCUCGCCGAGCGCGCGCGAGAAGGAGCUCGGGAUCGCGCUCAGCAGCGCCGAGGUGGCAGCGUGCGCGGACCGCGACGCACCGCACUAUCCCGUACCCGCAGACUCGUCGGUGCGCAUCGGGGACAGCACCGGCAUCGAGGGCGCGGGGAGCACGAGCAUGGAGGCGCUCUUCGAGGCCUCGGCGGGCACGGACAAGAAAUCGCCGCCGACCUGCGAGGCGAACUUCUUCGGGCUGCAGCAGCAGCGCGUGCCGGCGUCCGCCAUCCCCGCCGAGGGCAGCACUCCCAGUGGACCCUCGCGGUGGACGGCGCACCCGCCGUUCCGGUUCGGCGUGGAGUUCUGGGACAUCGACGCGCUGAAGGAGAAGAGCCGGCUGCACUCGCAGACGGUGUGGUACGCGGGCAGCCUGUACAACGUCUAUGUGCAGGUCGUCCACAAGAAGGGCGUCCAGCUCGGCGUGUACCUCCACCGCCAGUCCAGCGUCGACCCCAUCCCGGGCUCGUCCGCGCCCUCCACACUCGCCUUCGGUGGAGGGAGCAGCCCUACCAGCGGAGGUGGGAACACGCAUGCAAGCGCGUCGGGGACGGGAUCGACCACGUCGUCGUUGUCGCACCGCACGUCCGGGUCAGCGCCGUCACGCCCGGGGUCCUCCGGGGGAGGGGCCCCGCUCUCGCGCACCACGACGCCGUCGACGCCCGCGAGCGUCUCGAGCUCGCUCCCGUCCGGGCUCGGCGUCGCCGCGCCCCCCGCGGCGCACACGCUGCCCGCGACGGCGGCGCCCGCGAUGCCCGCGCAGCCGUACCGCGACCCGCGCGGGGCGGUGUCGGCGUACUUUGCGAUCGCGUGCGCGAGCGCGACGGGCGCGAGCCUCACGCGGUUCGCGAGCGCGCCCGACGUGUUUUCGGUCAGCCAGAGCUGGGGCUGGAAGUCGAGCUCGCUCAGGACGGAGGAGUACCUCGAGGUCGGGCCUGAUGGCCUCGCGCGCGGCGUUGCGCAGGAGGCGAUGCCCGGCGGGCGCGAGGUCAGCCUGCGUGCGACGGUGGUGCUCGGCGUGGUGUGA